Aspergillus steynii IBT 23096 is the source of this 786-nucleotide messenger RNA. RefSeq lists its product as uncharacterized. NCBI's taxonomy places the organism in Eukaryota, Fungi, Ascomycota, Eurotiomycetes, Eurotiales, Aspergillaceae. The transcript has a single exon. Gene Ontology annotation, molecular function: acyltransferase activity, transferring groups other than amino-acyl groups. The coding region runs from base 30 to 635 and encodes 201 amino acids. The record is from RefSeq and is a predicted model, not a curated record.
GUGGCCUCGACGCGAUGGUUAUAAACAAGAUGACAUCCCACGGAGCCUUCGAAAUAUCGAACUCUUUUGUCAUGAUCCAAGAUUUACCAAAAAUGUCACUCCCAAAAGAACCAACAACAUGGAACAAAGAUGAAUACUUCAUAUCCACCGAUAAAAGCCUCAUCUCCCUGUCUGCUCUGAAUUCAGCGUUCGAUUCAGAUAUGUUAUAUUGGUCGAAGCCAUAUCCGGAAGAUAUCCUGCAGGAAAUCAUCAACCACUCGUUCUGCUUUGGACUCUAUGAAGCACCAGACACGACUGAGCCCCCAGAGACAAAUUCGAGCUCAAAUAGCGACCUCAAAACCCCUAGGCAAAUUGGAUUUGCUCGCCUCGUGACGGACUACAUUACUUUCGCAUAUCUGACCGACCUCUAUGUCUUACCCGAGUAUCAAGGGAAGGGAUUCGGGGGGUGGUUAAUCGACUGCGUCGACGAACUUGUGAAGCCAUUGCCACAUUUGAGAUGGAUUAUGCUGCGCACUUCAUCAGUCAGAAGUCAAGAGUCAUACAAACAGAGAAUGAGCAUGGAAGUGCUAGACUCGCCCGAUGCUAGUCAAGAUGCGGUGACUAUGGGGAGACGGGGUCGCGCGAAUCUGGCUUGAGAGAUUUGUAGAUAGGGAUGUCAUUGAAAACCAUUUCUCUUCAAUUGCCAUGUUCCAUUACUAUCCUACCAACAGCUUGGUGUUAUGUAAUGAUUUAAGCUGUUCAUAUCUAGAAAAAUAUCCGGUGGCAGUCAACUGAGACCAAUUAUCG